AUGAAUAAAUUUUCAUUAGUCUUGCUACUUAUUGUCUUUGCAAACUCUUCUGAUUUGGAAAAUUAGAUUUCUUUAGGAAGAGGUAUUCUUUUAACUAACAAAAAUUAGAGUUAAAAUUCUAAGAAGCAAUGCAUCUAAGUCCUAAUCGGUUUACAUGUGAAAUGGAUCCGAAAUUUUACGACUUUAUUAUAUUGGAACUAUCAAAAUGGUCAGAUAUUAUUGAUCGAAAACCACAAUUAAUGAAGGAUUUAACAAUUAUUGAAUAAAUAAUUAAAUUAGUAGAUAAAGCUAAAUAUUUAGAUGGUGCUUAAUAAGGUACUUUAAUUAAACCUAAGUAGAUAUGUUUAUCUAAAUAACUCAGAGUCUUUCAGCGUCUAUAAGAGAAAUUUCUAUGGUUGAAAUAAAAAAUCAAUGGGCUUAAUUUAACAUUGAUCAGGUCUUAUAAUAGAUGAAAAAACUAUCAGCAAUAACCAAUGUUUAGGAAAAAGGGUUGAUGGCAGAUAAAAUAGUAAGUCAAUUGUCAAUUAUGGAAAAAUAAAUAAACAUCUACUUAAAUGAAUGUUAAGGGAUUUAAAGUAGUGCUGAACUAUAAGAAAAAGUAGCAGAACUUAAAAGCAAAAAAAACAAGUGUGGUUGGUCUUAUGAUAAUGAAUAUUAAGGUUCAACUAGAUUACCACCUGGAAGAUCAGAUUAGCCAGAAUCUUCUGAUCCAAAACAUGAUACAUAAUCAGUCCAUGAAUAAGCUGCUAAUCAAGAUAAACCAUUCUAAUCAAAUCCAAAUUAUUAAGAAGGACAAAAGGAAAAUAAAUAACAAUCAACUAGAUUACCACCUGGAAGAUCAGAUUAACCAGAAUCUUCUGAUCCAAAACAUGAUACAUAAUCAGUCCAUUAAUAAGCUGCUAAUCAAGAUAAACCAUUCUAAUCAAAUCCAAAUUAUUAAGAAGGACAAAAGGAAAAUAAAUAACAAUCAACUAGAUUACCACCUGGAAGAUCAGAUUAACCAGAAUCUUCUGAUCCAAAACAUGAUACAUAAUCAGUCCAUUAAUAAGCUGCUAAUCAAGAUAAACCAUUCUAAUCAAAUCCAAAUUAUUAAGAAGGACAAAAGGAAAAUAAAUAACAAUCAACUAGAUUACCACCUGGAAGAUCAGAUUAACCAGAAUCUUCUGAUCCAAAACAUGAUACAUAAUCAGUCCAUUAAUAAGCUGCUAAUCAAGAUAAACCAUUCUAAUCAAAUCCAAAUUAUUAAGAAGGACAAAAGGAAAAUAAAUAACAAUCAACUAGAUUACCACCUGGAAGAUCAGAUUAACCAGAAUCUUCUGAUCCAAAACAUGAUACAUAAUCAGUCCAUUAAUAAGCUGCUAAUCAAGAUAAACCAUUCUAAUCAAAUCCAAAUUAUUAAGAAGGACAAAAGGAAAAUAAAUAACAAUCAACUAGAUUACCACCUGGAAGAUCAGAUUAACCAGAAUCUUCUGAUCCAAAACAUGAUACAUAAUCAGUCCAUUAAUAAGCUGCUAAUCAAGAUAAACCAUUCUAAUCAAAUCCAAAUUAUUAAGAAGGACAAAAGGAAAAUAAAUAACAAUCAACUAGAUUACCACCUGGAAGAUCAGAUUAACCAGAAUCUUCUGAUCCAAAACAUGAUACAUAAUCAGUCCAUUAAUAAGCUGCUAAUCAAGAUAAACCAUUCUAAUCAAAUCCAAAUUAUUAAGAAGGACAAAAGGAAAAUAAAUAACAAUCAACUAGAUUACCACCUGGAAGAUCAGAUUAACCAGAAUCAUCUGAUCCUCUUUAUGAUCAUUAAACAGCCCAUUAGUAAACAAUUAAUCAAGAAAAAUCAUUAUAAGGAAAUCUUAUACAUGAUGAAAAUAAAUCAACUUCCACUAGAUUGCCUCCUGGAAAAUAUGAUCAACCUGAAUCAUCUAAUCCAAUUCAUGAUAAAUAAACUUCUCAUCAACAAGCAGCAAACUAGGAUAAACCAUUUUAAUCUAAUCCUAACUAUAAAGAUGUACCAACAGUUGACGGUUCUUCAGCUAAAAUAACUCAUAAUUUGAAUAAUUAACCUGUUACUGUUAAUUCAUUAGGAAGUUCAAAUUCACAUGCUGGAAAUUAUGAAGAAACAUUCCAGGGUAAUCCAAAUUAUAAGGAAGAUUUACCAAAGAAAAUAAUUGAAAAUGAAGGUUUUGGAUCAGGUUCAACAAAUAUUUAUGAUGAAGAUGGAUGUCCAUAAGGAGAGGAAGAUGAUACUCCAAUCAAUUAUGAAGAAGAAGAAGUACCAGAAUAACCAUAACCUGAAGAAUAAGAAGCUCCUGAAGAAAAUGAGAAAGAAGAUAUAAAACCAUAAGAAGAAUAAAAAGGUGAAGAGGAGGAGCCUAAAGUCGAAGAGCCUAAAGUCGAGGAGCCUAAAGUCGAAGAGCCUAAAGUUGAAGAGCCUAAAGUCGAGGAGCCUAAAGUUGAAGAAAAACCAUCUAUUCCAGAAAUACCUCCUGAUGAUGAGGAACCUGCUGUGGAAGGAGAAGUAGUAAAAACAGAAGGGGUUGGCUCAUCAGUUGAUGGUAGAGUAGGUUAGUAAGUCUAAAAUCCUUAAGAAUAAGAAUAGGAAGAAUCGGAAGAAAUUGAUCUAGAAGUAGAUGAAGAAGUUGAUGACGGUAAAGGGGGUAAAAAGAUAGUUAAGAAAAUUAUUAAAAAGACUCUUAGAAAAAGUAAAUAGAAGUAAGCAAAAUUAACAAAAGGUUAGAAAAAACCAUAAAAAAAAGUAGUUUCUUCAACUAAAUCUGCAACAAAGUCAGGAACAAAAUAAAAGACUUUAACUAAAAAAUCUGGAGAUUCAAAAAAAAAAGUAAAAACUAAAUCUGGAGGAGAUGGGGAUGGAGAAGAAUAUUGGGAAGAAACUGAGGAAACAUUUGAAGUAUCAGAAGAUGGCAAGGAAACUUUAGUCUCUUCAACAACUAAAUCAUCUACCCAAAAGAAAUUACUAUUUAAUGCUAUUGGUGAUACUUCUAUUGAUUUGACGAUAUCGGAUAACAAUAAUGAAGAUGAUAACUUAAUAGAAGAUUAUUAUCAAUAGGAUAUCUUUUAUGAAGAAUUUGAUGAUAAAUUUAUAUAUUAUGAAUAUGAUCCAGUUGAUAAGGUGUUUAGAUAAUCUGGUAUCAUAUUAAAACCUUAAUAACAACGAUCUUUAAUGAUAUCAAAUUGGAAUGAUCUUUUGGAUUAUGUAACUGAUGUAUCAGAAAGCGAAUAAGAUAAUAAUAAACCAAUUUCUGGUGACUAAAAGGAAACUGAUACCAUUCCUGAAGAAAAAUAAUAAAACAAAGAUUAAUAAUAAUCUCAAUAGUAAUCACAAUAAUAAUAAGACUAGCAAUAAUAAUCAUAAUAAUAAUAAGACUAGAAAUAAUAAUAAUAGUAGUAAUAAUAAUAGUAGUAAUAAUAAUAAUAGUAAUAAUAAUAAUAAUCAUAAUCAUAAUAAUAAGGUUAGCAAUAAUAAUAAUAAGACCAGCAAUAAUAAUAAUAAUAAGACCAGCAAUAAUAAUAAUAAUAAGACAAUUAAUAAUAACAAUAAAAUUAACAACAGAAAUAGUAAGAAUAAUUGGUUAAAGGAGAAAAAUAAUAGUAGAAUACUUAAACAUCAUAAUAACAAGAAUAAUAACAAUAAUAAAGCUAAUAACCUUCUGAAGAGAAAAAAUAAGAAGAUAAAAGUUAAGACACUAAAAAAUUAGCCUAAGAUUAAUAGACUAAGGAAAGUUCAAUUGGUAGUGUUGUUUAAGAUCUCUUAAAGGAUGAAAAAUAAGCAUUAGGGAUUGGCUAAAAUGAAAAACCAAAAGAGAAAAUAGAAGGGCAUGAUCUUGAAAAAUCAAUAAAGAUUACUUCUAUUAAGGAAGAAUAUAACCCAAAUGAACCAACAUAGUAUGUACCUCCAAAACAUAAAGUUAAUACAAGACCAGCAAAAGAAAAAGUAGUUGUACCUGUAUCAACUAAAUAUGUUUAAAGUUCUUUUGAUGGGGAACCAGCAGAACAAUAUGAAUUUGCUGAUAGAGAAAUGCUUUAAGAUUCUGAUGAGUAUGGAUAUGGGUUUUGGUUAAGAUACACUGAUAACUUCCCAAAGAAACACACACGAUAACCUCAAAAAUAUUAUUUUAUAUCAAGAUUAACUUCAAAUUAGGAUUAUAAAGAUUAUACAUUUUAUGGAGAUAGAGCUCUAUCAGUGUUUUUAUUAGAAAAUACUUUUGUCUUUUCCACAUAUGAUCAUGGUGAUAAAAAGAAAAUAAAAGAUUAAGUAGUAGCCUUGAAUGAAGAAUUAGAAAGCAUGUGGUAUUUCAUUACAUUUUCCUACAGUUUGGCAAAAAGGUCAGCUGUUGGGUAUGUUGUAGGAUAUGGUGAUAAUGGCAAAGUUUUAAAGACUGAAAUCAAUUGUUAACAUGUGCCUCCUAACUACUUUAAAUUAAUAAUAGGAGGAAAACAUUUUGCAUAUGAGGGAUUUAAUGGAUAAUUUGCAAAUAUCUUUUAUGAUAUUGAUGCUCCAGCUUUUAUUGAUAGUGAAGAAAAAAUAAAUCAGAUCAUAAAAACAAUUAGUAAUGCUCCUCAAGCAGUUAGCAGUUUAACUGAUUUAGAGAUCUUAACAACUCCAAAGACUUUUGUAGCAAAUAAUAAAGAAGAUGCUCUUGUAUUAGAUCCAUAAGAAUCAAAUCUAAUAAUUGAGGAGUAUGCUUUUGCAGGAUGGUUUAGAUGGGUCGACGAUUUAAAAGUUGAUGAAUCAAAUACAUUCUAAAUAUUUAAUUUGAGAUCAACAGACAAAAAGUAGCCAAAUAAAGGAGUAUUAGGAGAUCGUUCAUUAGAAGUUCAUUAUACAUAUGGGGGAGGAGCUAAAAGCACAGUUUACUUUAAUACUUAUACAAUUUAAGGAAAUAAAGCUAAAGGAACACCAUAUAUAUCUAAAACAGUAGAAGCACCAAAUUAUACUUGGACUUAUGUUUAUUUUGGAUAUGAUAACGAUAAAAUAAAAGCAUAUGGAGCAUUAAUCAGACCAGGAAAAGCUGAUGAAGUUAUUUUUGAUCCUGUUCAACAUAAACUUGUAACUAAAUUGCAUUUUACUAUUGGAGGUGAUGAUUAAAUUUCAUCAUUUAAUGGCAAAAUAGGAUAUGUUGGUGUAUAUUUGGGAUCAGGAGCAUUUAAGUAGAGCCUUAAUUUUGGUUAAUAAUUUUUCUAUGGAGAUGGUGCUAUUGGUGUCUAUCAAUUAGUCAAACCAAUUUAAUUUUAGGAUGAUGCAUAGGAUCCAAAUGUCAUUAGAGAUGCUGAAUAUGAUUCUGAUAAACCUUUAGUUGAUAAGAUAUUAAUUCAUGAUGAUAAUAAAUUGAGACUUAAUGGCUAGAGUGAAUAUUCAUUUGGUUUAUGGACUAGAUGGCUGUAGACUUUACCUAAAUUCUUAGUCCAAAGAGGUGCUGUUCAUAAUAUAGCUAGAUUUGGAACAGCCCCAUAUUUAAUUGAAUAAGUUGAUGGAAAGCUCUAGAGAGCUAAUAAAAGACCUCUUUAAGAGAAGGAUCAAACUUUGGCAGUUACAUUAAGUAAAGAAGCUUAUGAAUUUUAUACUUACAAAGCAAAAGAUGAAAUUAAAUUUGAUGACAUAGAAGGUUCAUGGAAUUAUGUUUAUUUUGGUUAUAAAAGAGUUGCAAAUAAGGGUAUAGCUAAAGGUUAUGUUUAAUUUGGAGUUGAAGGAGAAAUUAAGGAAAUAGUUUUUGAUAUUUUGCAUGAUUUCUUAUUAGAGUAUGUAGAAUUUGUAGUUGGAAAAAGCUAAGCACCUUUCUUUAAUGGUUAAAUGUGCAAAAUACAAUGCUAAAUUGGACCAGGAGCUUUCUUUAAUUCAGCAGAAUAACUCAAGAUAUUUACAUAAAAUACUUUACCUGAUAAAGCAUAAAUACGUCCUAUAAGCAGAUAAACAUAAUAAUUAAUUGGACUCCCAGUUGAACAACCAAGCCAAAAAUUCUAAUUUGAUAAAUUCUAAGGAAUUAAAGAAUAUAGUAUUUCAGGAUGGGUGAAAUGGAGUGGUAUAUAGAAAAUGGGUAAAGUGUUUCCUAUUGCUUCCUUUGUUUAAAAAAGACUUGCUGAUUUGAAUGGAAAAUUUGAAUAAACUCUUGAAAUAUUACGAUCAGAUUUGGCCUAUAAUUUUAAUACAUAUUCUUGUAAAGGAGAUGAUUGUUCUGGAAUUGUUACUAAAGAGUAGUCACUAGGAGAAUAUUGGGAUUAAUGGACAUAUAUUUACUAUGGUUAUUCAUAAUUAUUGAAAAAAACAUUUGGCUAUGUGAAGUUUACAUUCACAGAUAGCAAAUUUAGUUAAGAUUAAAUUACUCAUUUUUAUGUUGCAGUAUUUUCAAUAAUUAUUUCAUCAGAGGAGUAAAAAUUCAUAGGAUCAAUGAAAACAUGGGUAAUUAAUGUUGGAGAAGGUUCAUAUAGGGAAGGUAAUUUUGAUUCUGACGAAAAUAUCAAAGUACACUUUGGAUUUGUGAGUGGAACUGAUCAUGUUAAAUUAUAAUAAGCAGGAUAAGAAGCUCAACAUGUAGAGUAAGUUAUAGAAUGUGCUGCUAAUGAAAAGGAUGUACCUUUACAUGUUUAAUUUGAGUAAAGUGAAAAAUUACAUCUUCAUGGAGUUAGUGAAUAUGGUUUUGGAUUUUGGGCCAGAUUCUAGCAUUUUGCAUAAAAAGGUAUUUUGUAUUAAUAACCAUAAUGGAUGGGAUUGGCCAGAUUGACAAAUUAAAAGGAUUAUAAAGAUUUUGAGUAACCUGGAGAUAGAGUUCUUUUGAUCUUAUAAGGUAAAGGAAUCCACCAUUUUUCAACUUAUAAUGUACAACCUCCUUCAAAUAAUGUGAAUGGAAAUAUUCCUUAUUUAUUAGAAUCUGAAAGUGAAUGGACCUACCUUUAUUUCAGUUAUAAGAGAAUUUCAUAGACUCUAGGUCAUGCUGUAGCAUUUACAUCUUAUAAUGAUAUAACUGCAGGAAUUUAGAUGGAUGUUAUCCAUACAUUAUUGUAAAACUAUUUAUAAUUAACAAUUGGUCAUGCUGGAAAGUUCUAUCCGAAUUUUAAUGGGUAAAUUACAACUGUUAGAUUUAAUCUUGGUCCUGGAGCUUUUAUAGAAAAUAAAUAAGGAAUUUUGGCUAGAAUUAAGAAUAAAGAUCCAAAACCAGAGAUAAAUAUUAUUACAAAAUAAUAUGAAGUAGUUGCUGGUAAAUAAGAUGCUUAAAAUCUUAAAAUUGCAAAUCCAUUGACAAUUGAAUAAGAAGCAAGAGAAUAUUCAGUGUCUUUAUGGUUUAGAUGGUUUAAAACUCAAGUUAGACCAAAUCAAGUAAUAUAUAGAUUGACUUCAAAUAAAGGAGAAGAUGAUGCUAAAAAUAUAGGUGAUAAAGUAUUGAUGUUAUCACAUAUUGGAACUGCAUUAUUUAGUACUUAUUCAUUGUAGGAUUCAACUUUGAAUGUGCCAUAUGAAUGCAAUAUACCAAAAUAAUAAUUAGAAAUAUGGACUUUUGCUUAUUUUGCUUAUUCAAAGAAGGAGAGAAAGGUUUAGUAUUUCUUAAGAGCAGAUUCUCAUGAAAAUAAAGGACUUGAACCAAUAUUACAUGCAGUGGCAUCCAAAUAUCUUCUUUUUGUAGGAAAAGAUGGUCAUUUAGAAAAUUAUAAUAGUAGAUUGGCUUAAUUAACUAUAAAUUUUGGAGAAGGAGCCUUUAGAAAUGAUAAUUUCUUAUAAUUACCAGUUUAUGUUUUGGGUCCUAAAUUAUUCUCUCAAGAAAAAAUGUAUAAAUGGGAAAAGAGUGAAAAAUUGAUACUUGGUUAAUCAUAAACAAUUAGAUUUAAUGAUGAACCAGAUAAACCUAUUGAAUCUAUGCAAGAAUAUAGUAUUGGACUUUGGUGCAGAUUUUUAUAAUCUUGGCCUGAAAGAUAGUAUAGAUUACCUUUAGAAAUGUAAUUAAUAAGAUUGACAAAUAAUGAAAAGAAUGAAGUAGGAAAAGUUGUUAUAGGAGAUAGAAUUUUAGCAUCUUAUAUUAUUUAGAAUGGAUUUUAAUUUGCAACUUAUGAUUUAAAUGAUGAUGCUCCUAAUGAAUUACAUACAAUUCCAAAUUAAAGAUUAGAAGGAUAAUGGCAUUAUGUUUAUAUGGGAUAUUUAAGAUCAAAAUAAAUAGCAUCAUUCUUUGUAUUUGAUGGAGCAGAAAUGUUAUCAGCAAAAAAUUCAGAUUUAUUACAUAAACCUUUAGGAGACUUUGUAAUUUUACAUAUAGGAGGGGAACCAGAUGUACCUUCAUUUUAAGGAAUAAUUAGUAAAUUAGCUGUUAGUUUUGGUCCUGGAUCAUUUUUAAGUUUAGCAUAAGAAGUUAUGAAGACUAUUGAAAAUUCUUAAGCAUUAGAAUAAUCUUUAUCUGUUGCAUAUAUUCAUAAAUAGAAACAUGGAUAAUAAGAAUUAAUAGGAAAAUUAGAAACUGUUACAGAUGAGAUAGGUGGUACUGAAUUAAGAGGUGAGCCAUGGUCAAGUGUUGGAGAAUAUUCAAUAAGUGGAUGGUUCAAAGCAGCUAAUGUUAAUGGAGUGAGUGCUAAUGAUUGUUAAAUCUUAUUUAGAGUUACUAAUAAUGAUAAAGAACAUUUAAAUGAUAAGAGAUCUUAGGGUGAUAGAACAUUAUUUGCAUCCAUUUGUGUAGAUUCAAUUAAAUUGUCUACUUAUACACUUGUAGGAUUGAAGGAUUGGAAUGAAGCUAAAUUUUUAGAGGAAAAUGUUCCAUUAGGUCAUAAUAAAAGAGCUUGGAUUUAUAUCUACAUGGGAUAUAAUGAAGAUAUAUAAGAACUUCAUGCUUUAUUACAUUUAUUUGAUGAGGAUAAACCAUUAAUAUUCAAAGGAGUAUAACAUUUUGUUCCUCAUUACACUGGUAUUUAUGUAGCUAAGGAUCCAUAUACAAAGAGAUUUUAAGGAGAAAUCUAAAAAUGGGUAGCUUGUUAUGGAUUUGGUGCAUUUGUUAGUGUUUAGAAAAGAGGAUAUGAAGAUUUAUUACCAAAUUAUAAUGCUAUAGCUAUCAAUUAAAAAUACAUGUGGUUUAGAAAAGAAGAUACUGUGAUAGAAACAGAAUAGGCAAUCACUUAAGAAUUUAAUUAAGAAGUUGAAUCAGUUGAUGAAUAUUCAAUUGGAGUAUGGACUAGAUGGCUUAUUUCAUUCCCUACUACUUUAACUGAAAGAUAACCAUAACAUAAUAUCUUUAGAUUAUCAGCAAAUAAAAUAGAUUAAGAUAAGAGUGAAUUAGGAGAUAGAGUUUUGUCUGCCUUCCUAAUUUUGGGUAAUUAUGAAUUUAGUACUUAUGAUAUAAAUAAACCAUCAAAUGCAGUGGAUGCAAAAUUACCAUAUGGAGAAUUAGAAGGUUCAUGGACAUACAUUUAUACUGCAUAUAAGGGUGGAUAAUUUUAUGGUAUGGUGUUGUUUAGAGAAUAAUAGAAGGCAUAACAUGUUGAAUUGUAAGUGUAACAUAGAGCUUUGACUGGUUAUGCUAAGUUUGUAUUAGGAGCUAAAGAAUUUGGUAGAAAAGGAUUCCAUGGAUGGUUAUUUGAUCCUAGAAUAUUCUUAGGAGCUGGAGCUUUUAUUAAUGAAGGAUAAAAAGUAGUAGAUAUGGUUUUAAAGUUACAUCGUAAAUUACCUGUACCUGCUCUUGAUGCAGAAGAUUUUAAAUGGCCUGUUGCUAUUGUUGACACUACUUUACCUGAUGAUAUUAAUGAGAAAAAAGACAAGUUCCAAUUCUCUUUUACAAAUAAAGUAGGUUUAUUAGAGUAUUCAUUUGGAUUUUGGAUGUAGAAUGCAGUGUUAUAACCAGAAAUGCCUGAUGAUCUAAGAGGAUUAGUUCGAUUGACUACUAAUAAUGAAGGUUCUGAUGAAAGAUUCAUUGGAGAUAGAACUUUAGCUGUUUUCACAAGAGUUUAAAAAUUGGUGGCUUGUACUUACACCUUGAAAGAUCCUACUUUCGAGCCAGUAACUCAUGAGUUUGAUUUGUUACCAUAUCAAUGGACAUUUGUUUAUUUCGGUUAUACAUAAGGAAAAGCCAGGGCUUAUAUUCUUAGUACUAAGGGUCCUUCUGAAUAGGUGUUAGCUGUAAAACAUGCUGUUCCUAAUGCUUUUUACUUAAAUGUAAUCAAAGAUCAAUCCCAUCCAUUGUUUUAUGUAUAUUAUAAUUUUAUUGUUAGGGUAAAUUCUAUGGAUUGAAAGUCAAUUUUGGAUAAGGCAGUUAUUUAGAAAAUCCACAAGAAAUGAUAGAGAAAUGGCCUUAUGAUCCUAAGGUUCUUCCAGUACCUGAACCAAAAGAAGAGAAAGUGUUGGCUCUCAAUUCUGCAAAAGUUGACAGAGCCCCUAAUACUUAACAUGAAUAAUUCAGAGAAUGAUAAUGAUA
This is a messenger RNA of Paramecium primaurelia, 10391 nucleotides long. Lineage: Eukaryota; Ciliophora; Oligohymenophorea; Peniculida; Parameciidae. The record is from the annotation of a GenBank genome assembly.